Messenger RNA from Saccharomycopsis crataegensis, 690 nucleotides. RefSeq names its product HD domain-containing protein. Bases 1 to 690 code for a protein of 229 amino acids. Gene Ontology annotation, cellular component: cytoplasm. The transcript has a single exon. Lineage: Eukaryota; Fungi; Ascomycota; Saccharomycetes; Ascoideales; Saccharomycopsidaceae. The record is from RefSeq and is a predicted model, not a curated record. Gene Ontology annotation, molecular function: 5'-deoxynucleotidase activity.
AUGGCAGUCGAAUAUGAUUGGAAUCCAGAAGAUGCGAUUCCAGAAUCCAUCCGUUCAAUGCUCUCUACCCCAAAUAUCACUCGUGCCAAUUAUGUGAUAAUUUUUCUUGAGAUCAUCUCGUUAUUGAAAAAACAGAAACGUACUGGAUGGUUAGAUUUCAAUAUAAAGGAAUGUGAGUCCAUUUCCGAUCAUAUGUAUCGUAUGAGUAUUAUCCUGACUCUCCUACCUGAUCAAGUUGUGAACAUCUUAUCGCCAGAAAGGGAAACAGUGGUGUUGAAUAGGUCGAGGUGUGUUCAAAUUGCAGUAGUUCAUGAUAUGGCCGAAUCUUUAGUAGGAGAUAUCACCCCUAAGGAUGUUAAGGUGGGUAAAGAUGAAAAGCAUUAUCGGGAAAUAUCUACGAUGGAAUAUUUAACCAAGAAGUUGAUCAAGCCUUACAACGAAGCGGCUGCCUUAGAAAUUAUGGAAUUGUGGUUAGAAUAUGAAAACAUCAGUACCAUCGAAGCAAGAUACGUGAAGGAUAUCGACAAGUUUGAGAUGAUUCUCCAGGCUUUUGAAUAUGAAAAGGAGCACCUUUCAGUGAAUUUGGAGCCAUUUUACGAACUGAUUGCCAGUAUCAAAACUACAGAAAUCCAAGAAUUGGCGAAUCUGGUCUUGCAAAACCGAGAGGUUUUCUUAACAAACAAAAAGUAA